Molecule: messenger RNA, 1209 nt
Organism: Hordeum vulgare subsp. vulgare (domesticated barley)
Lineage: Eukaryota; Viridiplantae; Streptophyta; Magnoliopsida; Poales; Poaceae
Product: universal stress protein A-like protein
Exons: 5
Coding region: 400-942 (180 amino acids)
Source: RefSeq, a predicted model, not a curated record
GAAAUCUAGAUUUACUCCUUGGCCUCUGAAUUUACUCCCUCCGUCCCAUGACGUAAACACAUGAGGAAGAUGCACGAAAUAAACCAGGACUCCUCCUCUUCGCAUUGCUUGAAGUAUCCAACUCAAAUCCAGACGAUGGAGGACGGCUAGUCGGCGAGGGAACCGCGCCAGCACGAAACCCCGGCAGCCGGCAGGCAGAGCCAACGCCAUCACCACCAGCCAACAUAAAUAAAUAUACUCCUAUCCUAAUAUAUACCACCACCGCCACGGUUAACGUGUUUGCUGUUACUACUAUACUCGGCUACUAGCAGGGCGUACGUACUGCGGCAGCAAAAGCAAUCGAGACAGGGACGAGCGCGCUGUUGAGGUUCGUCGGCGGCACCGAGCACCGAGCAGGCGAUGGAGACGGUGGAGGAAGACGUGGAGGAGUACAGCUGGAGGGAGGUGGUGCUGCCGCGCCUCAUCCCGGUGGUCCCCCACGCCGCGCCGGAGCUCGAGCGCGAGACCGGGGAGCGCCGCCGCGGCAGGGACCUGCUCGUCGCCAUCGACUUCGGCCCAAACUCCAGGCACGCCUUCCGCUGGGCGCUCGCCCACCUCGCGCGCAUCGCCGACACCCUCCACCUCGUCCACGCCGUCUCCAGUGUGCAUAAUGAUCUGGUAUACAACAAGAGCCAGGAACUAAUGGAUGAGUUGGCCGUCGAGGCAUUCAAGGAGUCACUGGUCCACACCAAGGCACGGAUUAUUGAAGGGGAUGCUGGAAAGGUUAUUUGCCGAGAAGCAGAGCGACUGAACCCAGCAGCCGUCAUUAUUGGCACACGUGGCCGAAGCCUUAUUCAGAGUGUGUUGCAGGGAAGUGUCAGUGAGUAUUGCUUCCACAACUGUAAAGCAGCACCGGUUAUCAUUGUCCCAGCCAAAGAAGCUGGUGAACAGUCUGUGCUUUAAAGAGGGGACGACAAGUAGGAGACAGCGGUGCACUGGUUUGGUGUUGCACUUUCAGUUUAAUGUAAUUUAGCUGAUAAGAUUGUGUGCAUGUUGUUGUUCUGAAUUUGUUUGUAGUGAGAACAUUUAUUCUGAGCAAGGUAGCGAGAAUAUAUUGUAAAUGCUUUUGCUGUAAUCUGAAUCCUUCGUGUAGCUCAGUAGUGAAGAACUGCGGAUUGCUUAUGAUAUGAUUUGGUACACGAGCAAUACAAGAAUAUAACUUCACACAAA